CAAAAAGACUCCUCCAAAGCAAUCAAAAAGGAAAAAAUUUAAUAAAUAAAUAAAUAUAAAGAGAGUGGAAAAAUUCUUCAUCUCCUUCUUCUGCUGCUGCUGCUGCAUAUUCCUCAUCCUCAUUUUCAAAAUGGCCAUUUGUAAUCAUGACUCCUCUUGUAUAUGCCAAUUGCCAUCAUUACCACACACAAACACAAAACCACAGCUAUAUCUCUCACCUUUUUUUUUCUUCCUCCUACUAUAUUACAUGCCAUGAUAACUCUCCUAUUUAAAUCUAGAAUUCCCAUCUCUAAGAAUCCACAAUUUUCUUUUAGCCUUUUCUAGCUAGUGACAUAGUUAUAAUCUUUCAUGGUCUUUUCUAUCUCUCUCUCCCUCUCUGACAAAACACUGAAACUGAACCAUAAAAAGAACUACCAAAAUGUGUAUGAACUCGUCAGAGUUGAUAACUGGGACUGCUAUUACCAGCAUAUACGCUUCUUUUCGCCUUAGAAGAUCCUCCUCCAAGCGUUUCAACCUUCGAGUUCAUGGCCUUAACAGGAGAAGAAAAUCAGAUAUGGUGGGAGUGAAGGUGGAGAUGGAAAUCAAGAACUUGAAACUUUAUAUGGAGAAUCAAACCAUCAUGGAAGAGAAUCAGAAGCUAAGAAAGAAAGCGCUUCUUCUUCACCAAGAGAACCAAGCUUUGUUAUCUCAGAUUCAGAACAAGUUGUCAUCUCAACUAGGAAACUAGGAAGAAAUAAUAUUUUACUGUCUAAUCUUCCUCCAUGGGUACCUACUUUUGUGGGAUUAUUUUAGUUUCUAAUAUAGAAUAAUAUAUUCGGGGUGGGAACUGAUCAAGCUAAAUGAAUGAUAUCUUAUCUAGUCUAGUUUUUUUUAUAUAUAUAUAUACAUAUAUAUUUAUAAUUGUUGUAAUCCUUUCACGUAGGAAUGAUAUAUAAUGAAUUUUUAUAAUUGUUAA
Humulus lupulus (European hop) is the source of this 955-nucleotide messenger RNA. RefSeq names its product protein LITTLE ZIPPER 2-like. Bases 419 to 727 code for a protein of 102 amino acids. The record is from RefSeq and is a predicted model, not a curated record. NCBI's taxonomy places the organism in Eukaryota, Viridiplantae, Streptophyta, Magnoliopsida, Rosales, Cannabaceae. The transcript has 2 exons.